GUCUAUAAUUUUACCAGGUAACCUUUCCCUAUAAAAUGGAGCACACCUUGGAAACGAUUUCAAGCAAACCGGUAGAGUAUUUCACGCAAAAGAUGAAGAAACUAAGCCUAAGCAUUCUGUUCUUGGCCUGUCUGGUGGCUUUUGCCGCUGCCCAAAGUGCUUCUGAUGUCACAGCUUAUUGGACUGACUACAAGCCUACCGAUAAUGGCUGGGAACUACCUUCUUUUUGCGCCGGAGUGGAUGGUGAUAAGCCCUUGGAAUGGCGCAAAAAAUUUGGAUGGACCGGCUUCUGUGGACCGAGUGGUAGUCAGGGGGUAGAUUCUUGUGGCAAGUGCUUAAAUGUGACCAACACUGCCACUGGAGCUUUUGAAACGGUGAGAAUCGUCGAUACAUGCGGCACUGGAGGCCUAGAGUUGGACCUCGAGACUGCGUUUAAACCCAUUGACACUGAUGGAAACGGCAUUAGACAAGGUCACCUUACUGUGGACUAUGCUUUUGUGGAUUGUGAUGCAGACGACAACGUCCCAGAUGCUACCGAUGUCACGGCUUACUGGACUGACUACAAACCUUCACAGAAUAGCUGGGAAAUACCUUCUUUUUGCGCCGCAGUGGAUGGUUCUAAGCCCUUGGAAUGGCGCAGUAAAUAUGGAUGGACCGGUUUCUGUGGACCAGUUGGUCCUACGGGAGUAGACGCUUGUGGCAAGUGCUUAAAGGUAACCAACACUGAAACUAAAGACGAGGAAAUAGUGAGAAUCGUUGACACAUGCGGCACUGGAGGCCUGGAGUUAGACCUCGAAACUGCUUUUAAACCGAUUGACUCUAAUGGGAACGGCAUCAGACAAGGGCACCUUAUAGUGGACUAUAAGAUUGUGGAUUGUGACGACGAUGCAGUGCUUGUCUACUCCCAGUAACUUUUUAGUUACAAAGUUAGACUUCCCACUUUCUCAUGAAUAAAUCUGUAAUAAGAGCCUUUAUGUAAUACAAUGUUACUAGGAUGGUAAUCUUUGGUGUUUGGAAAAUGACAUCAAAAAGUGGGAUUCUGUAUGCUAAACUUUCAAUCAACGUCUUAAUGAAGUAAAGCUCUGUGAGAAGGGUGAAUGUUUUGGAA
This is a messenger RNA of Theobroma umbraticum, 1108 nucleotides long. RefSeq lists its product as uncharacterized. The record is from RefSeq and is a predicted model, not a curated record. Gene Ontology annotation, molecular function: RNA nuclease activity. Gene Ontology annotation, biological process: defense response to bacterium; defense response to fungus. NCBI's taxonomy places the organism in Eukaryota, Viridiplantae, Streptophyta, Magnoliopsida, Malvales, Malvaceae.